AUGAUAAUUUUUUUAAAAAAUCAUUUAAAUACUGAAAGUAUUUCCGCGUCGGAAACAGUCAAGAUUGCGCAAAGCUAGUGCGCGGUAAACGACAGUUUCUUUCUCUUUUAAAUACAACAAGAUGUCGAAGAGAGGACGUGGUGGUUCUGCAGGAGCAAAAUUUAGGAUAUCAUUAGGUUUACCAGUUGGUGCAGUCAUAAAUUGUGCCGAUAAUACUGGUGCUAAAAAUUUAUAUGUUAUCGCAGUUCAAGGAAUAAAAGGCAGAUUAAAUCGUUUGCCAGCUGCUGGAUCAGGUGACAUGAUUGUUGCCACAGUUAAAAAAGGAAAACCUGAACUUAGAAAAAAGGUUAUGCCUGCAGUGGUAAUACGGCAGCGAAAACCAUUUCGAAGGAAGGAUGGAGUUUUUAUAUACUUUGAAGACAAUGCAGGAGUUAUUGUGAAUAAUAAAGGUGAAAUGAAAGGAUCAGCUAUUACAGGACCUGUUGCAAAAGAAUGUGCAGAUUUAUGGCCCAGGAUUGCAUCCAAUGCUAGCAGUAUCGCCUAAACAUUCUGUAAAUUUAUUGCUCUUAAUAAAAUAAAUUUGAGCAUUCGCUCAUUACUUUUUGUUGUA
Messenger RNA from Apis mellifera (honey bee), 610 nucleotides. RefSeq names its product 60S ribosomal protein L23 (gene RpL23). The transcript has 4 exons. Lineage: Eukaryota; Metazoa; Arthropoda; Insecta; Hymenoptera; Apidae. The record is from RefSeq and is a predicted model, not a curated record. Gene Ontology annotation, cellular component: cytosolic large ribosomal subunit; ribosome. Bases 122 to 544 code for a protein of 140 amino acids. Gene Ontology annotation, biological process: translation. Gene Ontology annotation, molecular function: structural constituent of ribosome; large ribosomal subunit rRNA binding.